GGUCCCACACUGUUUUGCUUUUUCUUCUUUCUUUUUCCUUUUCUCCUACCAGAUUUUUGGCGUCUUUGUCUUUCGAAAAGGGCGAUGUUCUGUUGGAGUUCGGCAAGUGCUCUGGUUGGCUGAUGGGUCUGUAGAUGUGAGUUUUGAUGUAUUUGUGGGAGAGGGUGAGCUACAAGCGUCCUUCUACUCCACCAUCUUGCUUCUCCUUCUGCAAAUAUUUCUUCGUGGGAAUAGUUUUUAAAGCCAGUCUUUGAGAUUUGUUCUGACCCCAGGAGGACUCUUCUAAGCUGUCUUUUGCCCUAGUUCUCUCUAGUAAACUAGCAGACCUACAGCUAGCUGUUUUUAAUUGCUUACCACCAAAAUAUCCAUUGUUUUCAGAGCAUUCUUAAGUUUGAAUGUCCCCACGCUCUGUUUCAAAUAAAGUCAGUUAUCUGGGGGAGAGCUUUGGAGCUCUCAGUUUUUCUGGAUUGACUGGACAGAAUCUGAGUCUCUGUGGUGGAGCUGAGGGCAGGGACAGUGGCUCUUAUCUCUCAGAAUGACAUCCUGCUUAAUGAGCAGGGUACUGGGGUGGUAGCCUCUGGUCCCCAAUGCAGAACCUCUGCCCCAUAAGCAUGUAAGCUGGGACAAGGGUGAUCAGGGCCUCACUAUUCUCAGUCUGCCAUGCCUGGAGUCAAGCCUCUUCCCUGUGUGUAAAGGCUGGGUGGAGGAAGGGAGCCCCAGUCUCUUGGCUGCACUCAUCAGGAAUUUAGCCUCUGCAACUUGGAGCAGAGAGAGGAAACAUUGUUGGAAGAUGCUGGCAGCCUGCUCCUCCCAGCGAGAUGCCAGUGAGAUUAACUAGGAGCUAAGGGGGAAGGGAGCCCUAUUUUCUUGGCCACACCCACUUGGAUCAGAGCUUUAGUCAUUGCUCUGAGAUGGGGAGAAAGACGGGAAGGAGCAGUUUGUGGCCUAAGUGCCACAGACUCUCACUGUUUUAACUGAGAUUUAGUGGAUUUUCUUGAAUAAAGAGUUUUCAUUGGUAUUUUUCUCCCAGGUAAUUGUAAGGUAUAGCCAAGUUUGCAACUGGUGGUCUAGAAACCACAAGACACCCCAGGUGAAGAUAAAGAGGGUUUACUUGAAGAGGUCCUGAGACACACCCUCCAACCCCAAUGCAGACAUAGUGUCUUGCUGUCAUUGUUAGGAUCCUAAUGUCCCAGAAGCAACAGCCCAAAGAAUCCCUCAGCUUCUAGGAAAUCCUCAAAAUUUGUCCCUGCAAAGCAUUGUCACUUUAUUGUAAUUUGAAGCCAGUUCCUAAAGUCCCACCUGGGGCAAGCAUCCAGUAGGAUUUGCUGUUUUUUUAGGUGCUCGGGAGUGGGGCUGCCUCUUUCUGACCACUGCGAUUGGAAGGCAAGUGGGCUACCAAAGGAGGUUUCCCUGGAAAGGGGGAGAGGUUCUUCUGGGUGGAGAAUCUGCAUUUUUGUUCCUCCUUGAAGGUCACUGUGGUCCCUUCCUACUCCAUCAUAGAGGUUGCCAGGGGAAAUACCUGGAACGUCUAGCGGAGAGGGGAGAAGGUCGUUAGAAGCGGGCAGUGUGGCCAGAUACGCCUAGAAUUGACCCUGGGGCCUCACUAGCCCUCUGAUAAGCUUGGGGUCUGUUUUCCUUGGAGAAGGGGUGAGAAUGUGGAUGGUUCAGUAAACUCAACACUGGUUUAAGCAACAUUUAUUGCUCAGCUACUUGACCAGAGUCACACGGCUGAUUUGCAGCGCACCAGCUGCACUGCAGGUGAAAGUGUAAGUGAAUAUACAGUCUUGCUGCAGGGCAGCUUGGAAACAUAGCAACAGCUAAAAAAUGUUCAUUCCUUUCACCUAGUAAUUCUACAGCUAGGAAUGCAUCCUGAGAUGAGCCAUUUUGUUUUCUGCAGCACUUGUGGCAUGCCAGCACACCCAUUAUGACGUUGGCUAUGGUGGCGUCAUACGUUUAGUAUGUGGACUGACCAGCUAGCUUAUAACGAUGCUAAGAGGCACAAAACUGUAUCCGCUGUAUAUACACAUAUCCUAACAGACCGUGAUUUCCGUGGGUGGCGGCACUGUGAUUUUUAAUAUCAUCAUUGUCCUUUUUUCUUUUGAUGAUGGUCUGCACUUAACUAAUGUUAUAAUCAGAAACAAAAGCUAAGUCUGGUGGAGAGGGGAGCUAAGCCUGGUGGAGUCUUGCUGAGGUUCCAGGACGAGCGGGGAGGGCGGGCUCGGAGGCACGUGGGUUCCGCCCCCCCAGGGAGGCCAACUGCCGGCCCCCUCGCCUGGGAGCUAGCCUUGGGCCCCGAGGCCGGGUCCGCAGCGCCAGCGGGAACUCCACGUGGACCAUGAAGAACGUCCCCCUGAAGGCCACCCACAACAACUUGGCACAGGGGCCCAGGUGCGCAGGGAGCAGGUGUGCGGGCGGCGGGGCGCGGGAACCGCUGGGGCCUCCAGGAGGGGCGGGGUCUGGAGCCGGCAGGGCUUGGCCGGGGCCUGGGUUCCCUUCCCCAGUGUCCUGCCGACCAGCCCGCCCUGGCCCAGCUCCAAAAACGCCUUGGCGCUCACUCCCGCCUUCCUCUCCCGAGGACCCCAGCUUGCUGAGUCAAGUGGAUGAAUGCGACCAGAGGAUGAUCGGGAGCUCCUCCCAGCUGUUCGCGGCCUCCCUGGGCAACCUGGAAUGGCUGCGGAUGUGUCUAAAUCUGAACCGCGGAGAAAGGCGACCGGAUGACAAGGGUUUCACUGCCAUCCACUUUGCAGCCCAGAGCGGCAGGCUUGCAUGCCUGCAGGUCUUGGUAGAGGAGUACAAGUUUCCCGUGGACCUGCCCACCAACAGUGGCCAGACACCCCUGCACCUUGUCAUCCAAUGGAACAACGAGGCCAUGGCCCUCGCCUGCAUUCACUAUCUGAUUACGCAAGGGGCGGCCCUCAACACUCGGACACGCGACGGCUCCACACCCCUGCACCUGGCAGCCCGCCAGGGCCUGCUGAGCUGCGUGAAGCGGCUGGUACAGGAUGGCGCCAAUGUCCAUGCCCAAGAUGCCAUGGGCUGCAAGCCCAUUGACUACUGCAGAAUAUGGAACCACCGCGACUGUAUCCGGUUCUUGAAGGAUGCCAUGUGGAAAAAGGACAAGAAAGACUUUGCCCGUGAAAUGGGGAAACUGAAGCGGCUCAAGGACCAGCUGGUCCUCAUGAAGCAGGACUUCCUGGCUGAGAAUGAAACAAAGCAGCAAAUUUUGAGAGAAGCUAAUUUCAAGAAGUGGCUCCAUCGCAAGCAGCAGCCCCAACGACAAUCCCUGGUCCACAGCACUCAGCAAGAGCCCCGUACCCCACCCCGGGCCACCGCCCUCUCCAAGACCCCCAAGCGCGGGGACCUGUGGCCUCCCAAGGGCUUCCACCUCUCCCCGAAGGAACGCCUGAUACAGAUGGGGCCCAAGCCGCCCUCAGUGACUCCCGCUGCCAUCAGCAAGCAGCUCACCGUCAGGCGGCCCAAGGUGUGGAAUCCCAGCAACAAAGUUGCAAGGCCCCCCACCACCCAGAUCGGCUACCCGCAGGGCAUCCGCCUGGGCGUGCAUCCCGACCCUAGCCCAGAGCAAGACUUCAGCAACUUCCUAAAGAUGAGGGCCGAUGGGCACGGUGGUGUGAGCCUGUACACCGUGUCCGGCCACCAGGUGGCGCCCGUGCCUCGGCUGCCUUCAGAGGUGAUCAUCCGUGAGCUGUUCCCUUCCCUGCGGCCACACAGGAUGAAGGUGCCCCAGGACUUUUGCUCUGUCACCUUGAGAGACAUCCCCCAGAAGCGGCGCUUGGGUCCAGAAAGUAGUGAUGGCAACUUAUGGACCGACACUGUGACCAUGUGCCUGCGAGAGACAUGUGACGAAGCCUUCCUAGCAGCUGUGCGAGCCCAUCAAGGGCUCCCCACUCUGCCCUCCCCCAGACCACCUCCCACUUAAACUUAUUU
Molecule: messenger RNA, 3945 nt
Organism: Camelus dromedarius (Arabian camel)
Lineage: Eukaryota; Metazoa; Chordata; Mammalia; Artiodactyla; Camelidae
Gene: ANKRD53
Product: ankyrin repeat domain 53
Exons: 5
Coding region: 2336-3937 (533 amino acids)
Biological process (GO): positive regulation of microtubule polymerization; regulation of mitotic spindle organization; regulation of mitotic cytokinesis
Cellular component (GO): spindle pole
Molecular function (GO): protein binding
Source: RefSeq, a predicted model, not a curated record